Messenger RNA from Neltuma alba, 1178 nucleotides. Its product is annotated as very-long-chain 3-oxoacyl-CoA reductase 1-like. The coding region runs from base 40 to 984 and encodes 314 amino acids. The transcript has 3 exons. Gene Ontology annotation, cellular component: endoplasmic reticulum. Gene Ontology annotation, molecular function: ketoreductase activity. The record is from RefSeq and is a predicted model, not a curated record. NCBI's taxonomy places the organism in Eukaryota, Viridiplantae, Streptophyta, Magnoliopsida, Fabales, Fabaceae.
UACAAUAAACUUGCUUCUGCAGCAUGCUUGCUCUGGAGAAUGGCCACAAGCACGUGGGCUGAUUUCAUGGUGGUGGCAACAUGCACCCUAGGCUUCAUCUCUCUCUGCAAACUCGCGACCCAUGUCCUGUGGUGGCUGUGGGUCAUGUUCUUGAGGCCGCCCAAGAACCUCAAACACUACGGCUCUUGGGCCAUCGUCACCGGCUGCACCGACGGAAUCGGUAAAGCCCUCACUUUUGAACUCGCCUCCAGAGGACUCAAUCUGGUUCUGGUCGGACGAAACCCCAGAAAACUUCAUGACACAUGGACGGAGAUUAGAGAGAGACACCCUGACGCGGAUGCCAGGGUGGUGGAGAUGGAUCUGGGGAGCAUCGGUGGGGAGGAGAUAAUGAAGAGGAUGGAGGAGGCGACAGAAGGUCUAGAUGUCGGCGUGCUGGUUAAUAACGCAGGCACGGUGGGUUCCGGUGAGCCUAGGUUCUUUCACGAGGGGGAGUUGGAGACGAUGGAGCAGAUGAUUAAAGUGAACAUGGAGGGACUGACUUGGAUGACAAAGGCAGUGAUCCCACAGAUGCUGAAGAAGAAGAAAGGAGCCAUCAUCAACAUCGGCUCCGGCCUCACCGUCGCCUUUCCUUCUUACCCUCUCAACGCCGUCUACGCCGCCACAAAAGAGUACGUAAGGAUGAUGUCAAGAAGCAUGAGUUUGGAGUACAAAGAGAAGGGAAUUGACAUCCAGUGUCAGGAGCCAUUAUAUGUGGCAACGAAGAUGAUAAAGAGGGAGGCGUCAUGGGCGAUUCUAACAGCAGAGGAAUACAGCAGAAGCAGCAUGAGAUGGUUUGGAUACGAGAAGGAGUGUGAGCCUCAUCCCUUGCAUUCUCUCCAAGCCAUGUUCGUUCGACUCUUCCCUGAUUCCCUCAUCAAUUCCCUCUUGCUUCGCUUCUUCACCUCUUUGCGAAAUCACUCUCUCCAAUCCUCCCAACCUCAUUAAUUAAUUAAGCCUCUUCAAGUAUGCCUCUCUAUUGCGCAGAGUCACUUUAAAUAUGCUAAAUCAUAAUCUAUUACUAUCAUUGUAUCUUAAUUAUCAUCUUCUAAUUUACUGGACAUGUAUGCUUUUCUUAUAUUGAAUAAAAUUUAAGGGGAGUUAAGAGCACUCAUAAAGUCCCCAGGGUGUUUAUCUUUCUU